Messenger RNA from Oryctolagus cuniculus (rabbit), 1800 nucleotides. RefSeq names its product Wnt family member 10B (gene WNT10B). Gene Ontology annotation, cellular component: extracellular region. Gene Ontology annotation, molecular function: frizzled binding; cytokine activity. Lineage: Eukaryota; Metazoa; Chordata; Mammalia; Lagomorpha; Leporidae. Gene Ontology annotation, biological process: canonical Wnt signaling pathway; neuron differentiation; multicellular organism development. The record is from RefSeq and is a predicted model, not a curated record.
GCGGCCCAGCCGCGCCGGUCACGGACCCAGCACCGGAACCGCUGGAGGCCCUGACCACAUCUGCCCACCGGAGCCUCCGGGCUUCGACAUGCUGGAGGAGCCCCAGCAGCGGACUCUGCCCUUGGGCCUCGCGGGUCUCCUGCUCCUUGCGGUGUGCAGUCGGGCGCUCAGCAAUGAGAUUCUGGGCCUGAAGCUGCCCGGGGAGCCGCCGCUGACGGCCAACACCGUGUGCUUGACGCUGUCCGGCCUAAGCAAGCGCCAGUUGGGCCUGUGCCUGCGCAGCCCCGACGUGACGGCCUCUGCGCUUCAGGGUCUGCACGUCGCCGUGCACGAGUGCCAGCACCAGCUGCGCGACCAGCGCUGGAACUGCUCGGCACUCGAGGGCGGCGGCCGCCUGCCGCACCACAGCGCCAUCCUCAAGCGCGGUUUCCGCGAGAGUGCCUUCUCCUUCUCCAUGCUGGCUGCUGGGGUAAUGCAUGCAGUAGCCACAGCCUGCAGCCUGGGCAAGCUGGUGAGCUGUGGCUGUGGCUGGAAGGGCAGCGGUGAACAGGAUCGGCUCAGGUCCAAACUGCUGCAGCUGCAGGCGCUGUCCCGGGGCAAGAGUUUUCCCCACUCCCUGCCCAGCCCUGGCCCCGGCUCAGGCUCCAGCCCUGGCCCCCAGGACACGUGGGAAUGGGGUGGCUGUAACCAUGACAUGGACUUUGGAGAGAAGUUCUCUCGGGACUUCUUGGAUUCCAGGGAAGCUCCCCGGGACAUCCAGGCGAGAAUGAGAAUCCAUAACAACAGGGUGGGGCGCCAGGUGGUAACUGAAAACCUGAAGCGGAAAUGCAAGUGCCAUGGCACUUCGGGCAGCUGCCAGUUUAAAACCUGCUGGAGGGCAGCCCCAGAGUUCCGGGCCGUGGGGGCAGCGCUGAGGGAGCGGCUGGGCCGAGCCAUCUUCAUUGACACCCACAACCGCAAUUCCGGAGCCUUCCAACCCCGCCUGCGUCCCCGGCGCCUCUCAGGAGAGCUGGUCUACUUUGAGAAGUCUCCCGACUUCUGCGAGCGAGACCCCACGGUGGGCUCCCCGGGCACGAGAGGCCGGGCUUGCAACAAGACCAGCCGCCUGCUGGAUGGCUGCGGGAGCCUGUGCUGCGGCCGCGGGCACAACGUGCUCCGGCAGACGCGAGUUGAGCGCUGCCACUGCCGCUUCCACUGGUGCUGCUAUGUGCUGUGUGACGAGUGCAAAGUCACGGAAUGGGUCAAUGUGUGCAAGUGAGGCCAGCCUCAACCUAGGGGCUGGGGAAGGGAAGUCCUUGGCUCUGGUUUCUGUCCAGGGUCCUCCUUGGCUCCUGGAAGUUCAAAAGCUUUUGAGGGUAGUAGGGGUCAGGUGAAGUCUCCCCAACCCCUGCCAAGUUAGCUGGAUUUGGGAGAAAUGUGCCAUCCCUCUUCCUUAAACACCUGAAUGGCCCAAGAUGAAAUGCAGUCUUGGGCACCCUUUAAUCCUGAUUCUCGUUCCUUGUUUUUGACUACUCCUCUCUCUCCUGAGUGAUAACCCCAGAUAUGCAGAAGUUAGAGGUGGAGCCAGUAAGACCUAUAUCUGAAAGGAGACCCCCUCACUGUUAUCUACUGUUCACAGCUCCUCUACAGUAGCCUGGCUCUCCUCUUGAAAGGUAAUGAGAGACAGUGAUGGAAAGAUUUGUCUUGGGGGACAAGAUGGGAGGGUGGGAUAGGGUCUUCUCCCCUGAAUCCUGUCCAGGCCCUUAGGGAAUGAGCUUCCUUCCAUUCAGGUGUUAAAAUAGACCCUCCAAAGGAAGGGUU